UCGCCGGGCUGCGCCGCCUGAGCCGGGACGCGCCUCCGCGCUCCUCGCCGCCUCCACCCCCGCGGCCGCCGCCCACCUCGCUGUCCACGGGCACACCAUGACGAAGAAAGACAAGAAGUCCUUGAACCAGAGCCUGGCCGAGUGGAAGCUGUUCCUCUAUAACCCGACCACCGGAGAGUUCCUGGGGCGCACCGCCAAGAGCUGGGGUUUGAUCUUGCUCUUCUACCUUGUCUUCUAUGGGUUCUUGGCUGCGCUCUUCUCAUUCACAAUGUGGGCCAUGCUUCAGACUCUGAAUGAUGAGGUCCCAAAAUAUCGUGACCAGAUUCCCACUCCAGGACUUAUGGUUUUUCCAAAACCAGUGACUGCGUUGGAAUAUUCGUUCAGUUUGUCUGAUUCAAGUUCCUAUGAAGGAUACAUUAGAGAUCUUGAUGAUUUUCUAAGGCCAUACGAUUUGGAAGAGCAGAAGAAUCUCACGGCCUGUACCGAUGGAGAACUUUUUGUACAGGAGGGCCCUGCUUAUAGGGCGUGUCAGUUUCCUCGUCAUUUACUUGAAGAGUGCAGCGGCCAGAAUGAUGCUAACUAUGGCUAUUCCGGAGGCAACCCUUGUGUCCUUGUGAAAAUGAACAGAAUAAUUGGAUUAAAGCCUCAAGGACACCCAAGGAUAAAGUGUACUCCAAAGGAUGAACAAGUGGCACUUGUAAGAGCUUAUCCUUCCCAAGGAUUUAUAGACUUGAAGUAUUUUCCAUAUUAUGGAAAAAAGCUGCAUGUGGGGUAUCGACAGCCAGUGGUUGCUGUUCAGGCAGUCUUUAACCCUAACAAUACCAGGAAAGAAGCAACAUUUGACUGCAUAAUUGACGGAUCACCCAACCUAAAAAACAAGGAUGAUCGUGACAAGUUUUUGGGACGAGUUACGUUCAAAAUCACAGUGAAUGCAUAGUAUGAGUAGGAUAUCUCUACAGAGUAAAUGUUGUGUUGUCUGUCUUCAUUUUGUAUCAGCUGGACCUGCCAUUCUAGAAUGACGAGACCACCUUGGAGAAAGGUGGGUGGUACGUGACACUGGGGUAACACCGUAAUGUGCUUCCAGAUCACAGUGCUCAGUGUCCUCCGAAGCAACUGCCUGUUGCCUCUGCUGCCCUUUGACCCAGCGUGCAGACGCCAUUUUGGGGACUGGUAAAUACCUGCUUGAGACCAUGUACAAUGGGGGUCGUGACCUGUUUUUAUGUGGUUUAAUUGCCAAGUGUCUAAAGCUUAAUGUGCUGUGCUAUGUAAAUAUUUUAUGGAUUUAACACUGGUUAACUGUCAUAUUUUGAUGCCAACACAAUUUUAGGGAUAAAACGAUAAAGGAAUAUGGUACCCGACCAACAAGUGACUUGAUAACUGCGACAAAUGUGGUGUGUGGAGACCUUUCGAGUGUGUGUGUGAGAAGGAAAAAAGAAAAUAAAAGUGGAUUUGAAAGUGUUA
Molecule: messenger RNA, 1461 nt
Organism: Loxodonta africana (African savanna elephant)
Lineage: Eukaryota; Metazoa; Chordata; Mammalia; Proboscidea; Elephantidae
Gene: ATP1B3
Product: ATPase Na+/K+ transporting subunit beta 3
Exons: 7
Coding region: 98-937 (279 amino acids)
Biological process (GO): intracellular potassium ion homeostasis; potassium ion import across plasma membrane; sodium ion export across plasma membrane
Cellular component (GO): sodium:potassium-exchanging ATPase complex
Molecular function (GO): ATPase activator activity
Source: RefSeq, a predicted model, not a curated record